Molecule: messenger RNA, 1662 nt
Organism: Penicillium canescens
Lineage: Eukaryota; Fungi; Ascomycota; Eurotiomycetes; Eurotiales; Aspergillaceae
Exons: 5
Coding region: 1-1662 (553 amino acids)
Source: RefSeq, a predicted model, not a curated record
AUGGCUUCCACCAGCCCCGGAGGAGACGGCGAGGGCGGGCCUAUCUUCGACAGUUUGGCCAAAUUCUAUGUAUCUGUGGCCAUAAUCUGGACGACUGCCCUCCUUAUCGGCUCCGCCUUUCUCAUUGCCAAUCGUCAAGAGCAAUGCAUUCGCAUUCGCAACCUGUUUCUCGCGCUGAGCGCGGUCUCGUUUCUCCAUGUCUACUGGAUUCUGUGCAUGGUCGCAUAUUCGAUGGGUGACAAGUACCCCUGUGUCGCAGAAUACUGGAUCAUGAGCAUCUAUCUGCCUUUGGGGAUCGCUCUUUUUCAAGCAAACAGCAUGCAGCUCCUGAGCGUCUUUGGCAUUCAGGAGAAGUUGCUCUUAGCCGCGCAGCAACCAUACAGACCCCGCUUCAUGGAUCGUGCAAAAUCCUCUAGACGAUCCCUGUUCCAAUGGAAACAGUUGACGCUCGUCCAAAAAACGGAACUGGGCAUUGUUGUUGGAAUGUUGGUUCAACUGUUUCUGUCGCUCUCUAUCUUCCUCACCUCUCGGAAGUUUCAAACCUUUGGCACCUUCUCCAAACAUGUGAAUUCUGCUGAAUGUCGGCGAGGUCCUGAAUGGGUUCCUUCGAUUCUGUGGCAAUUGUUCUGGUCUUGGAUAUUUGCGCCAUACGUUCUUUGGAAGAUUCGUAACAUCCACGACAUACACCACUGGCGGCUUCAGAUCACCUGCUGCGUCAUCGCCGCUUUACCAGGUUCGCCCAUGUGGUUCGCCGCACUGUAUUCGUCAACCGAAAUCUGGGCAGAUAUCAAUAGAUACUGGGUGCCGGCUCUCUGGUUUGCUCCUGGUAUUAUGACAAUGGAGGCUGUUACUAUCUUCUUUCCGUGUUAUGAGCUUGUCGUCUCUAGGAGACUGAGGAAUCGUAUCCUUGGGGAGCUCCAGUCAUGGAAUGACAAGAAGGCAGCUGGCGCGGACGAAUUGGAUUCAGCAGCCUCCCGAAGUCAAAGUGAAGUUAGCCGCAUGCCUGAAGGCUAUUCACGAAAAGCCCUAGAGAGGUGCUUAGCAGAUGAUUCAAGCGCGCUUCUCCGAUUUGCCGCGGCCAAGGAAUUCAGCGGCGAGAAUAUCAUCUUCUUGAAUUACGUGCGUGACUGGAAAGCUGCCUGGGCGAAAAUCAGUGAAUCGAAGCCGGAUUACGAUUGGAACCGCGAUUCUCAGUACCACCGACUUCAUUUCUUCAAGAUCGCGGUCGAGAUAUAUGCCGCCUGUGUCGAUCUAAAAACGGCGGAAUUUCCCAUCAACAUCGAGUCCCAGAUUUACUCGGAUCUAACGGAAAUGUUUAGUGAAGCUGCCCAAUUUAUCGGCCAAUCUAUGUCAAGGGGAACUGAAACCCGCACAUACAGAAAUGUCCCUGAGUCUUACAUGGUGCCGUCACACAGAAAAAAGUUUUCUACUGUGAUAAACGUGGAGGAAGACACUCACGCUCUGUGUCUGGAUGCAUAUCCUCACGAGGGCCAGAGUAUCAUGCAUAUCGAGUCCCGUGUUCCGGAUCAUGUUAUCGUUCCUCCGAACUUCACCAUCCGUGCUUUCCACCAGGCCGAGAGGUCUAUCAAGAACCUGGUGUUCACAAAUACCUGGCCCAAGUUUAUUGAUUCUUCCAGCGAUUUGUCAAUUCAUUCUAAGUAA